ACCGAUAACAUACUGACUAAUAGGAAUAGUAUGAAAGCUGUGAAGAAAAAUUUAUAUGUGGCAACCUUGGUUGCUCUGCUUGGUCCAGUUAUGGUGGGCUACACCCUGGCAUACACAUCUCCUGCUGUACCUGACAUGGAAGACAGAGGAGUGUUGAAGACGACUGAUCAAAUAUCGUGGUUUGGUUCAUUGGUUGCCGUUGGUGCUAUAUUCGGUUGCCCGAUUGCUGGUUUUUGUGUUGGCUAUUACGGGAGAAAAAAUUCUGUGAUAUUGUGUUCUCUGCCAUUUGUGGCUGGCUACGGCAUGAUAGCAUUUUUAGAUAAUAUGACAGCACUGUACAUUGGACGUAUACUGACCGGCAUUGGAACAGGAAUGGUUACUCUCUCAACUCCGGUAUACAUAGCGGAGUUAUCAAGUCCUGAUCUGAGAGGAAUGUUAGUAGGUGGUUCUCAUUUGUUUUUAGGCGUUGGAAUGCUUCUUGUAAACGCCUUCGGAAUUUCGCUAUCUUAUGUCUGGUUGGCACUUGUUGGGUGUGCGAUAUCUACACUUUUAGGAGUACUAAUGUUAUUUAUGCCAGAAACACCGCAUUACUGCAUCAUCAAACAUGGUCGUAGCAGAGCAUUGGCAGCUCUAAAGUGGUUACGAGGCCAAGAGUAUGACGUUGAUCGGGAAUACGAGCUUAUUGCAAGUGAUAUACAUUCAAAAUCAACCGACUUUCAGUACAGAGAGUUUUUCCAGCCGAAUCUGUACAUCCCGCUAUCAAUCAGUGUAAUAAUGGGGAUGUUAAAGCAAUUCAGUGGUAAUAAUACCAUUUGGUUCUACACUGUAACUAUCUUGGAAAAAUCGUCUACUACAAUGGACAAGCAUGUAGCAGUAAUUAUCGUAAUUGUUGUUUUAGUUGUGGCAACUUUGGUGUCAAUUUUACUCAUCGACAGGACUGGGCGGAGAAUACUACUUAUAGUAGCUGGAAUUGGAAUGUGUAUAAGCUCAAGUACAUUUGGAUUGUACUACAAGUUAGAAGAAAAAAAGUUGAAUGACGCAUUCAUAAAUGACGUCAAUUUCACAGAAUCGACAUCAACGCCACCAACAUCACCAGAUCUCACAUGGUUAUCUCUUACAAGUUUGAUUGUGUACACAUUAUCGUUCUCGCUUGCUUGGGGUCCUAUCCCACUACUGAUUAUGUCAGAGAUCUUACCAGCGAGAGCAAAGGGGCCUGCAAGUGCAGUUGCCACGGCAGUCAAUUGGUUGUCUGCAUUUAUAGUAACAAAAGUGUUCUUCAAAAUGUCUGUCGUGAUGACAGACGCCGGGGUGUUCUGGUUCUAUGGAGGUGUUAGUCUUUUGAGUGUCAUCUUCGUUGCACUCUGUCUUCCUGAAACUAAAGGAAGAUCUUUAGAGGAAAUAGCAAGACAUUUUCAACGCAAUGAUACACAUUGCCGUAAUCAUUGCGUCUGAUAUAUGAUUAUGGAUAGGGUCGUAGUUAAAAAUGAUAGUGAUGAUGAUUUUAAUGAUA
Molecule: messenger RNA, 1510 nt
Organism: Anneissia japonica
Lineage: Eukaryota; Metazoa; Echinodermata; Crinoidea; Comatulida; Comatulidae
Product: solute carrier family 2, facilitated glucose transporter member 8-like
Exons: 8
Coding region: 31-1452 (473 amino acids)
Biological process (GO): transmembrane transport
Cellular component (GO): membrane
Molecular function (GO): transmembrane transporter activity
Source: RefSeq, a predicted model, not a curated record